Molecule: messenger RNA, 690 nt
Organism: Neltuma alba
Lineage: Eukaryota; Viridiplantae; Streptophyta; Magnoliopsida; Fabales; Fabaceae
Product: reticulon-like protein B13
Exons: 4
Coding region: 1-690 (229 amino acids)
Biological process (GO): response to bacterium
Source: RefSeq, a predicted model, not a curated record
AUGGAACAAACUUUACGUGCAAAUGCCACGACUCCUGCAAGGUUUCACACGUCACCUUGGAUCGCUGCACGUGUCGGCUCUAAACUCAACGACCGUCUUGUAGUGAAGGACGUAGCUCUGUGGAGAAGAAAGUCGCUAACUGCAACAAUUCUCAUCGGGGCAACAGCAACGUGGACGUUGUUGCAAGUGUAUCAAUUCCAUUUCGUCGCUGUUUUCUCGUGGCUGGUCAUGCUUCUUCUUGCUUCUGCCUUCCUCUGGGCCAAUAUGAUUAGGCUUUUUGGCAAGGCACCCCCGAACGUGUCGGAUUUGGAGUUGACUGAAGAAUCAGCUCUGCAAAUGGCGUACGUGGUUCGAGCAUGGAUCGAAGAAGGAAUAAGGUUUCUGUUUCGGGUGAGCGCACAAGAAGACUGGUCUCUGUUUUUAGGAGCCGUUGCGGGAUUGUUGUUACUUUCUUACGUUGGGAGCAAAAUGGAUCUGUUAACAUUGCUUUAUAUAGGUACACUGACGAGCACGACAGUUCCUGUAAUUUAUAACAAGAACCAGAAUAGGAUUAAGAGUUCGUUGGAGUGGUCGAGAGUGAAAUGCAAGAGGGCGUAUGAGACAUUUGAUGAGAGGGCCAUUCAGAAGAUCAAAAGCAGAGUAAUCAACGAGAAUGAGAUGAAGAGAGCGAAUGAAAAGAAAGUGGAGUAA